AUGUAAAUAAAUUGAUACGGUCUAUGGAACAGGAAAAAUUUUCAGACCUUGUAUGCUUUCAGGGUGAUCUUGUUACAACUGACCAGCAGUGUACUCAAGUAUAUCUGAUUUUAGCAGCAUAAAGAGGCAGACCUCAACUUUUCCACUUCCCUUGCACUUAGCAUAGAGGUGAAACAAAAUGAAAGAAACAGAAAUCUCCAAAACAAACAGUGAUUAACCAGGUCUGCAGCCAAGAACACUAUGCUGUUCUUUCUAGCAUUCUUCGAGCUGCAUAUACCUUACAGAAGAGGAAAAGAAAUGAGCUGAAGAAAUGGGCAUGAAAAGACAUUAAAACAAAGAAACAGACACAGGGAGAAACACACAACAGUAACAACUGACUGGGAAGGUGAGGCAACUCAGGUUAUCAGGGUUUCUCAAGGACUUCGACAAUGCUGCUCCGCUCAGGCCGCCAAAAGCCGUAUGAAGUGCUUGCCUCUGGAAGGCAACUGGCUAAAGGCAAAUCUCUGCAGUGCAAUACAGCAGCAGCUUCUGAAAAGUCAGUAAAAUUGCCAGCGUUUAGUCUGCGAAAAACAGUGAAGUGCUAUUUACUGACUGAAGAUUCAAAAACAGUGCAUUUUGACUUAGAUGAAGAUGGUCAUCAUGAAAUAUCAACCAAAGAUUCACAGUCCCAUGAAGAUAUCGCAUGGUUAAGCAUGUUCACAAGCAAUGAACCAGCAGUUAGUGCAAAAACAUGCUCUAAAAAUGUGGUGGUCCUCACACAGAGAUCAAAGCAUAACGAAUUUGUCCUUUUGUGCAAGGGUAAAAAGCAGCUCUGUCUGAAGGUCUUAAAAGGAUGUUGUUCAGAGCCAGAUUAUCCUUCAAUGAGAAGACACAACAGGAAAACAUGCAAGCACGAAGAUCCUGACUUCAAACAGCUGAGCGAAGAUAAUCACUUUUUCAUCAUGCAUUGUGAAGGAGAGUCAGUGAAAUUCCAGUGCUAUGAAGACACAAAUUACUUUCUGCAUGUGAAUGAUGACUCACUUGAUAUACGCAAGCCAGAUCACAAAGACCCCAACGGAGAGAAAAAUUUUUUCUUCAGGGUGUCAUACUUAUAGAGAAAAUAUUUCUUCUACCCUUCAGUGGCCUAAGUGUCCGUACAGCUCCUACAAUAAUUUAACAGGAAAGAAGAAAGGUUGAGACAAACUAAUUUCCAUUUUGCCUUAUUUUUCACUUUUUUUUUUUUUGGGGCGGGGGGUAAUUUCUUGAAUCACCCUUCUGCAUGAGUAAUAUCCCAUAUUUCUGUACUUAUGAAUAGGAAGAGAGAAUGGCAAAGUCUGAAAAAUAUACUAACUAAUUAGUCUCUUCAUAUCUUACCUGCAUAGUUAUAGUUUUAGGGAGCUGAAUUCUCCCUGAAGGGGAAAAACACACAGGGCAUAUCUCAAAGACAGGAGAAAAAGGAAUCAUGCACAGUCAUGGAAUACAAAGCACACAGGCAUGAAAUACAAAGAGCAGCUAGUUUUCUAUAUUGUAAAAGCUUUACUUUUUAAAAACAUAGGUCUUUUAUGAGCUUGCCUGAACUUGAAAAGAAAACCCUUGGAAGUCAUUAAAUGCAUACAUACAUGUACUGACUGACUGACUGUGGGAAGGCAGUGAGGAAGGCAUCUCUCAUCUAAAGGAGAGCAAAGGAAGAGGUUACGGUUUGGCAGGCGACGUGUCUGCCUCUGCAGGUCGCAGUAAGCCCAUACUCCAUCCUGCAAUUUCAGCGUCCGUGCAGCACAGCAGCUUUCUGAGAGCACGGAGCAUCAGAGUCACGGUGGACUGGUGAAACUGACUGGGCAAAACAGAUGCCUGUGGACACAGGCAAAGAGUUAUUCUGGCUGACAUACGGAGUCCUAGGGGGAAAUGCCGUCAAGUUUUCAGCCACAAAGCAGAGGCAUAACAACAUCUGGAAAGUAAUUCAGUGUUCUAAGUGACUUAAAGAAAUAAUAAUAAUAAUAAUAAACCUCUGGGUGCUUACAUCAGGGACACUGAAGGAGCAGUAAUGGGCUCUGUCAGUGUGAAAGGAAAGAUGUUGACCGUUAAAGUUCAUACACUGUACUCUGCAAGGCACAAAACAUUUGAAGUACAAGAGGAAAUAAAGCCAAAACUACGCACAGGAUUAGUAGGUGUUUAAAAUGUGGUAUUCCACUGCUGUACAUGUAGUCACACUGUGAUUUGGUGGCAUUUUUCUUUGAUGCACUGCAUCUGUGAUAGAUGCAUACUGUGAAUGUAUGUGUAUGAAUGAUAGGCACUACGCACCUAUGCCAAGAAGUUGCAGUGGAACAGUGUACAAUCUACACAAUACUACAAUUGCAGGAAUUUUUAUGUGUAACUAUAAUAGACGAUAAAUGUCUGAAAUAGGAAUCCUAAUGUCAGUCAAUCAUACCAAUGCACAUUACAGCAAGGCAAUUUCUUCUUCUUUUCUUUUUUUUAUCUUUUUGUCAAUAGCAGUGCAGAAUUUCAGUGCUGGACUCAUAUACUCAUAGUGAAAUAGUGAAAAUCCUUUUGCUGCUUCCAGUGCUGAUCGAACAAAAGAGAGCUUUUGAAUAUUCCUUAAAUAAUACUUAUUUUUAUGGAUCUGUUAAGUGUUCACUGCAGUCAGUGGGUGGGAAACAACAAC
Cygnus olor (mute swan) is the source of this 2638-nucleotide messenger RNA. RefSeq lists its product as uncharacterized. Lineage: Eukaryota; Metazoa; Chordata; Aves; Anseriformes; Anatidae. The transcript has 7 exons. The record is from RefSeq and is a predicted model, not a curated record. The coding region runs from base 429 to 1094 and encodes 221 amino acids.